This is a messenger RNA of Aspergillus saccharolyticus JOP 1030-1, 3365 nucleotides long. RefSeq names its product F-box/WD repeat-containing protein. Gene Ontology annotation, molecular function: protein binding. The coding region runs from base 193 to 3282 and encodes 1029 amino acids. The transcript has 3 exons. NCBI's taxonomy places the organism in Eukaryota, Fungi, Ascomycota, Eurotiomycetes, Eurotiales, Aspergillaceae. The record is from RefSeq and is a predicted model, not a curated record.
GCCCGACUAUAAAAGCCUUUGUCUACCACACCAGCUUUACAAAGAGUCUUAGAAUAGAUUCGAUGCCGCAUACUUCCUCGCAUUAUCGACCCUGAGCCCACCCGGACUACGCUACUUAGCGCGACAGUCUCUCAGACUCGUAUCUCACCCUACGUUAUCGUUUCCUGCAGCACCAAGUUUAGGAGGCACGCCAUGGAGGAUCAGGAAAACAAUCAUGGCCUUGGCCCUGGCUCUACCGAAGCAUCUGUCGGACAGUUCUCAUAUCCUCCUACCACUCAAACUACGGUUGUGACGACGACGACCACAACGACCACCACCUUCCCACCUAUGAUUUUCAGGCGGUCACAGGCAACGCGAAAACUCGACCCGAAGCUGUAUCCUUUGGCGUCAUCUCCUACCCCGUCAGCACUGAGAAACAUAAAGUUUGAACUUGGUGGGAAACAGGUUGUGUUCAAUGAACCCGAAGACACGGCUGCCAAGCUAAAGGAGCUGAAAGAAAAGGCAGUCGCACUGAAUGCUUCGAAUGGUAUGGUACGAUCCGUAACCUCAUUUACCUCAGAUGAAGCCCAGCUAGCUCGACGUUCCCAACCCGUGAAUCACCUGUCUAUAUCGAAACGUCGUGACAUCGAGAAUAGUCACCGGCUCACUCAUGCGAAUUCUUCACGCGUCCCAUCUGAGUCCUCAAUCCGCUCGUCUCGUUCUCAAGCUCCUACACCAGCCCAUCCUAUGACCGCUGGCCUCGCCACUCCGGAGACGGAGAGCAACAACAGCGCGGGAGAGGGCGUUAUCCCCAGACGGAGGGUCUACAAUCUGAGCAACAGUCGACGAGAAUCAUUGCUACGAUCGCCGUUAUCCUCCGAACUCGAAUCACAAGGAACUUUCCCCGGAAACAAUGCCUGGAGAGAACCGUCCCGCACGAAGACUGUAGUCUCAGACCGAAGCAGGCCGUUGGUUCGACAUGACACCGAAUCAAGCUUAAGCAGGCCUCAGUUGGGGGCGGCGGCAAGUCAGGACUCCGGGUACGGUGCUCCAGACGAUGACUCUCUGCAACCUCCCAUGGAGUCCGCGUCACAGCGGGUGUAUAUCGAUAACAUCAUGGCACAAGAUAUGUGUUUGCCUAGUCCUAGCCUAUCUCCGGUCGCUGCUAUGAACGCUAUGAAUGUCGAUUCGUCAUUUGACUCUGCCGAAGAUCCAGAAGUUGACACGGACUCGAGUUUCGAAAAUAAUGAUACGAAGGCCAUGAGUACUAUGCGCAAUGUACAGGACAAGGCGACAUAUGUUGAGCAACCCGGCGAAGGCUCUUCAGGAUCGGUAACGCAGCAGUCUGCUUCGCUGAUGGAGAUUCCCGCUAUCCUGGAUUAUUUUGAAGCCAUACCGGACGCGAUGAAGACCUGGGUUAUGUAUAAAUUGCUCACGCGUUGUCCCAAGCCGACCUUGCAGUUCGUUGCCGAUGUUGUGAACCCGGCCCUCAAGUGCGAUUUCUUGUCCGCUCUUCCGACCGAGCUCAGUCUUAAUAUCGUUAAGUACUUCGAUGUUAAGACCAUGUGCCGAGCUGCGCAGGUGUCCAAAAGAUGGCGACAUAUUAUCAACUCUGACGAGAAAUCAUGGAAAGAGCUUUUCGACAGAGACGGCUACAAGCUUCCGAAUGGAGAGCUGGAACGAGCGAUCAGAGAGGGAUGGGGGUGGCAAUUCCCCAGUGGCAGUGAGGACCAUGAAAAGGACUUGAGUGCAUUGCCAACUUGCCAGUCUGACGACGAGUCUGGCCACAAUCAUGUUACGACAUCGCUUGCCGAGUCAAGUGACAGAACAUCAGCGUUCAGUCGUCGACCGAAGAGGAAAGCUGUCACGCGUGUUACAAGUCGAAAGUUGACAAAGAGGAAGAUCUCCUCUAGUGGAACAGAUUACUCUGAGCCUGCAGACUGGAGGACGGAAGUGUCGAAUUCGGAAGGUCCUUAUGCUGCCGCGAAUGCUGCCGCUGCCGCGAUCCCUUAUCCAGAUAUAGGACUGCCAACGCUACGAGGACUUCAUCUCUACAAAUCGCUGUAUCAGCGUCAUCAUGCCAUUCACAAAGCCUGGAUGAAAUCAGAUGUUAAACCAAGACACAUUGCCUUUGGGGCGCACGGCAAUCACGUCGUCACCUGUUUGCAGUUCGACACCGAUAAGAUCUUGACUGGAAGUGAUGACACAAACAUCAAUGUCUAUGAUACCAAAACUGGUGUCCAAAGAGCGACUCUUGAAGGUCAUGAAGGUGGUGUUUGGGCUCUCGAAUAUUACGGAAACACUCUCGUCUCUGGGUCUACUGAUCGAUCGGUCAGAGUCUGGGACAUAGAAAAGGCGAAGUGCACUCAGGUCUUCCACGGGCACACUUCGACUGUACGCUGCUUACAGAUCGUCCUACCAACAGAAGUGGGAAAGAAGGCUGAUGGAUCUCCUGAAAUGAUGCCGAAAGAACCGCUCAUCAUCACGGGCUCUCGUGAUUCUAACCUGCGAAUCUGGAAGCUUCCGAAGCCUGGCGACCCUGAGUAUCACCCUAGCGGUCCUCACUCGGAUGAUACCGAUUGCCCGUAUUUUGUUCGUGUUCUUACCGGUCACCAGCACUCCGUUCGAGCGAUUGCAGCUCACGGAGAUACGUUGGUAAGCGGCAGCUAUGAUUUCACAGUGCGAGUCUGGAAGAUCUCAACGGGAGAAACUGUGCACAGACUUCAAGGUCACACAUCAAAGGUCUACAGUGUCGUCAUUGACCAGAAAAGAAAUCGAUGUAUCAGUGGAGCAAUGGACGUCAUGGUCAAAGUCUGGUCUCUGGAAACAGGAUCUCUCUUAUUCAACUUGGAAGGCCACAGUUCUCUCGUUGGAUUACUUGACUUGAAAUAUGAUCGUUUGGUAUCGGCAGCUGCGGAUUCCACUUUGCGAAUCUGGGACCCGGAGACUGGUCAAUGCAAGAACAUGCUGAGUGCCCACACAGGGGCAAUCACGUGCUUCCAGCAUGAUGGACAGAAAGUCAUCUCGGGCUCGGAUAGGACCUUGAAAAUGUGGGACAUUCGCACUGGAGAGUGUGUCAGAGACCUUCUCACCGACCUGGGUGGAGUAUGGCAAGUCAAGUUCAAUGAUCGCCGCUGCGUCGCCGCAGUUCAACGUAAUGAAGUAACCUACAUCGAGGUACUUGAUUUUGGUGCUUCCCGUGACGGCGUGCCCAGCGACCAGCUAGGCAGACGCAUUGUCGUUAAUCGCUGGGGCAACGAAAUCGGUGACACUGACGAGGAUUACGAUCUUUCGGACGUCUAGAGCUGGCGCUGAUGCUCGUUGUCCGGCCUCUCAUCUCAAGACCGAGCGGUUUGACUCAAGAAUUGUUGUCGAUAUAUCAAGGC